This is a messenger RNA of Myzus persicae (green peach aphid), 1044 nucleotides long. RefSeq names its product piggyBac transposable element-derived protein 4-like. Bases 1 to 1044 code for a protein of 347 amino acids. The record is from RefSeq and is a predicted model, not a curated record. NCBI's taxonomy places the organism in Eukaryota, Metazoa, Arthropoda, Insecta, Hemiptera, Aphididae. The transcript has a single exon.
AUGGAUGAUACUGACAAUGACCCAACUUUUCUACCAGGAGGUCAUCGAAACACGAAUCCAAGUUUAAGUCCAAGCUCAAGUUUAGAUAAUUUGUAUACUCCCGGCCCUUCGACAGGUACGUUACAAAAUCAAAUUGAUUAUUCUAACGAAGAAAAUUCUUUUGACAACACAUCUAACGAUGAUACUGAUUAUAAUAAUUUUAAUUCUAAUUCAACUGACACAUUAUGGAAGGAUGACUAUAUACCUGAUUUUAAUUUUGAUACUACAACUAGUGGAAUCAAAUUAAAUAUUGAAGAAACUGCUCGUCAUUCCCCAAUUGAAAUAUUUAAUCAAAUUUGGACUAAAGAAGUUAUUGACAUUAUCGUGAAAUCUACAAAUGCAUACGGAAUAAACCAAAAAAAUAAAAAUCGACCUCAUGGAAAAUAUUCUCGUAAAUCUAAAUUUACCGAAACUGACCCAGAAGAAAUAAAAAAAUUUCUUGGAAUGUGUAUGCUUAUGGGUUCAUUAAAAUGUCCAUCAUUGCGGGAUAUUUUCUCAAAUAAUCCAUUAUAUUAUCACCCUAUAAUAAAAUACACCAUGCCAGGGCGACGUUUUGAACAGCUUCUCGCGUACUUCAGCGUUGAAUAUUCAGGUCUAUCCACAGAUACUGGCCCAAUGAGCAAAUUAAAUCCACUGUUCAAAAUACUAAUUGCAAAUUUUCAAAAAGCAUUUUACCCGGGAGAAGAUUUAUCUUUAGACGAGUCACUACUGUUACAUCGCGGAAGAUUAAGCUUUAGGCAAUAUAUAAAGGGCAAGAAGGCAAAAUAUGGGAUAAAAUUGUUUGAACUAUGUGAUCCUAAUGGAUACGUGUUAAAUAUUGAAGUUUAUAAGGGUAAAAAUAAUUAUUUAUUGCCGUCAACAAAUUCUAAAACAGAUAGCCUAGUCCUUAGGCUUAUGGAUCCAUAUUUAUGCAAAGGCCACAGUUUAUUCAUGGACAAUUAUUAUAACAGCACUACUCUUUCCGAAUUAUUAUUAAAAAAAAAACUCAUAGUACGGGAACUCUGA